Pelodiscus sinensis (Chinese soft-shelled turtle) is the source of this 1619-nucleotide messenger RNA. The record is from RefSeq and is a predicted model, not a curated record. NCBI's taxonomy places the organism in Eukaryota, Metazoa, Chordata, Testudines, Trionychidae.
CUGAUGCCUUUCAAUGCUUUCUGGGAAUUGAGCACCUCCUGAAAAAAACAGUCCAGUUUUAUGCAAUUGUGACUUCUGUUUGCACUGAUCAGUUGUUCAAGGAAUUUGCUGAGAGAGGUAGUGGUCUUUAGGGUGGGAAACCUAUGACCUUCUUCUCCUCCUUCCUUUGUUAGGAAUUAAAUCCACAGACCCAACUGACAAGUGUUCUUCCCUCCAAUUGGCUCUUGGAGAGCCUGGCUUCUUUGCUUCUGCUCUUUUUUUUGAGCAGUCUCCUCCAGACUGCAUCCUGGCUGCACAGGAAGGCAGGAAUUCUCAAACAUUCUUUUUUCCCCCCUCCAGAUGCGCCAUGGCUGCUUUCUGGUGAACACAGCCCGUGGGGGGCUGGUAGAUGAGAAGGCCUUGGCACAAGCCUUGAAGGAAGGGAGAAUCAGAGGAACAGCACUGGAUGUGCAUGAGUCUGAACCCUUCAGCUUUGCUCAGGGGCCCCUCAAAGAUGCUCCCAAUGUGAUCUGCACCCCUCACACAGCCUGGUACAGUGAGCAGGCUUCCAUUGAGUCCAGGGAAGAUGCAGCUAAAGAGAUCCGCAGAGCUAUCACAGGUCACAUACCUGAUACUUUGAGGAACUGUGUUAAUAAGGAGUAUUUGCUGUUAGCUGCUCAGUGGUCCAGUAUUGAUCCUGCAGCUGUCCAUCCAGAACUCAAUGGAGCUGCGGCUUACAGGUGAGAGAAGUAGGCCUUCUGAGUUCUUGUUUAAUGUGCAGGUCAUUUACUCAUGGUUAUCUAAUACAUAAAGACCCCAGCAUCCUGUGUAGAGACCUUUCUUAGGCCUCUGAAAAUUGCUUUUCCCAGGCAGCAUAUCUCUUACAAGAUGAAUGGUGGUGAGUUUUCUUCAGAAAUCUGUCAGCUUUGGUUCUUUAGUUGGCCCACAAGCAAUAAGGUGCCCUCUGAAAGUAAAGUGAUGGUUUGUACCAGCUCUGGGAGUUCAGGAAUUGUGGCUCAUGUAAUUCACUUUCCGGGCAUCAGUCCUGCAAGGAUUUUGAACGGUUAAGUGACAGAGGGACCUGUUUGUAUGUGAUAGCUUGUUGAGUCCAUGAAAAGGGAUCUGACUCCUGGGAAUGAAGAAGUUCUGCAUCUCAGCAUGGAAUUAUUGUCUGCAUACAGCAUUCUUACAGAGCAGUCAUGAGGUGAGGGAAAAUGUGAGGCAUCACAGUCCAGUGGAUUGGGCAGAAGACUAAGAAUAGGUUUCUGGGGUUUUAUUUUUUGGCCCCAAACUUGUGUGAUCUUGGGCAGAUAGUUUCUCGGGGAAAUGAGGUAAUGACUCACCUCUUGGAACUGAGCACUGUGACUGACUGGGCCGGGUCUGGGCACUGCUGAGGGCGUCUGCUCAGAGCGAAUUGCUCAAACUUGGGGCUCCGUACAGCUCCUGACUGGAGACCUUCCCAAAUAGGUCACAAACCAGUCACACUGAGCGCUCCAGCUGCCCAUCUGGCCAGCCUCAAGCCUCACGAGCAAAACCACUCUGACUCUCCAGCUCCCUCUGUGCCGCAAUCAGCCCCGGGCCUAACACACAGGUGAGGGGUUAUAGAACCCAAUCUCACCUACCCCCAACGGGUUCUUCCG